AUGGCUCUAUUUUAGAAAACUAAUAUCAUUCAUGAUUCUCUAGAGGACCAAUAAGAAGGGAGAUUUGGGCCUCAAGAGAUUUGAAGCAGAUACAUUAAGAAGUUGCAUUUUGCUAAGCCAGAGAAUAUCGACUUUUGCCUGAAUGAAUUUAUAAUCAAUGCCGUGCACCACGUUCCAGAUGUUGUUGUUUACCUUUCCAGACUCAGAAACCAGAGGGUGCUUAACUUCUGUUACUGUACUCAUGGCAUUGCUGCUUUGGCUGCCAGUAAUCAGCAGGUGUUCAACCAGGCAGUGAAGAUUGGGAAAGGGCAAGCAGUAACCCUAAAAAUGAAUGCCACCUUGUGCCAGUUGUCAAAGUUAUAAGCUGUCAAUGCUAUUAAAAGAUCAGCCUAGGAAGAGAUUUAUCAUAGAAUCUUCAACUCAGGCCCAUUUUCCACUCAAACAAGUGAAUCCUCUCCCACAUGUCAUCUGAUCUCCCAAAGCCAGGACUCCCCCAUUUAUCUGUCAUUUCUCAUGCUCUUGGUUGCCCUGAACUGGCACUAUCUGGGCAGUCUUUCUUCUAAAACAGAAGACUAUGUUCAACCAGAGAAUAUCGAUCUGACUUUUUCUGGAAUCUGA
This is a messenger RNA of Ictidomys tridecemlineatus (thirteen-lined ground squirrel), 618 nucleotides long. Its product is annotated as squalene synthase. NCBI's taxonomy places the organism in Eukaryota, Metazoa, Chordata, Mammalia, Rodentia, Sciuridae. Gene Ontology annotation, cellular component: endoplasmic reticulum membrane. The record is from RefSeq and is a predicted model, not a curated record. Gene Ontology annotation, molecular function: squalene synthase [NAD(P)H] activity. Gene Ontology annotation, biological process: farnesyl diphosphate metabolic process; cholesterol biosynthetic process.